Molecule: messenger RNA, 3162 nt
Organism: Lineus longissimus
Lineage: Eukaryota; Metazoa; Nemertea; Pilidiophora; Heteronemertea; Lineidae
Exons: 5
Coding region: 675-1289 (204 amino acids)
Molecular function (GO): sulfotransferase activity
Source: RefSeq, a predicted model, not a curated record
UAGAACCCCUAUUUUGCAUAGGUGGUUAAUACCUAAGUCAAUAUGAUCAAUAUGAUUAGGUAAUGCUGUUUACCAUGGUUAUAGGCUUGCUAGGCCUAGGCCCUAUAGUGUUUUAGUUAUGUUGACAGAGGCCGAGCGUGCAGACCUUUGGCUGUGUUAGACCAGACAGGGAUCUGGCUGUAUUUUCUGAUAAAAAAGACCUGGGACCACGUAAGUAACGUCGGAAUUUCCCAUUUUCGGUCGGUUAUUUCGCAUUUCGUAGAUAGGUGUCUUGUAACAGUUUGAUUAAGACUUGGUUUGUUCUCUUAUACAGCUUGUUCACCACCACAAAACCAACGUCCGCGUGGAAUACUCUGAAACUCACGGACACGAUAUAUGUACUGGAAUCGAGGCAUUAUAGGAACUUAUUCGUGGAAGAACCGUUAAAGCUCGUGCACUGUGUUUGUUAACCCUAACUGUUGUAUACUUGUUUCAAUAUAUGUUUAAAAUGAAGACAAAGUUUUCCCUUGAUCAAUGAACGCCGCAUCUUGCGCCCAAGUUUGCCACAGCCUGCGAGACAAAAGAUCACCCGAGAGCCAUUCAAAGCAGCAUAUUUGUUUGGGAGCGAGCGAGUAAGCAAGAGAUAUCUGAUUAAACCUGUCGAAGAUGGCGCCAGCUUCCUGGAAGUCAAAAACAUGAUAGAGCGCGCAGGGGAGGACAACCCAGAUGCCUCGUGUAUCUUUUACAAGGAUCUAGCCUACUACCUUCACAACAGACUGGAUACCCCUGAGUUUAUCCCUAAAGGCUAUGUACAUGCGUUCCUCAUCCGAAAUCCAAGAGACGCCAUCAUGUCAAUGCACGAUGGUAACAUGCGUAGCAGCGAAGAAAACAAAGACUUAUCAUAUGAUGAGGCCUCUUUCUAUCGAGAUGAAGUCGGACUGGAACACCUGUGGCAACUUUACACGCUGAUGACCGAACAACUGGGAGAAAAGAAUAUCCUCAUUAUGGAUGCUGAUGAUCUCUUGAACCACCCAGAGUCUGUCCUUCGAGAAUUCUGCCGUCGUACGGGCAUACCGUUCAGCAAGAGGAUGGUGGAAUGGGGUGAAACCCCUGAACACAUUAGGACCUACUCUGAGUCGGAUUACAUGCGUUCAUGGAUAGAACCUGCACUGAAAUCAACGGGCUUUAAAAGGUUCAAACAGCAGGAGAGAAACUUGGAUGACUAUCCCGACGAAGUCAAGAACGAGAUUGACCGUAGCCUUCCAUUUUACAAAAAACUCUAUGCGCUAAGAUAUGUACCUUGUCAAUGAAAUGUAUCCUAACUCGAAUGGCCGCCAAUCGGAGUGUACUGGCGAUAUCCAAGUAUACACUGCCGAUUUAGCGGCGGAAUGCGUCAAUCCUGUGGGAUACCGACGCAAAACGCCGAUAAAUCGUAGCUUCAUACAUGUACCUCGUCAAUGAAAUACACAAUGUACAUGUAUAGUUGACUCGAAUGGGGCUCCCUAAUCAGAGUUCCAAGUUCCAUGAAGUUCCAAGUUCCAAGUUCCAAGUUCCAAGGGGCCAUCUCAGAAAUGCAUUCAAUGCCAAAAUUCAUGAUUUCUCGAUAAAUUUAAUGUAGGUGGCGGUAUCAUUUGAAGGGGUCUCUGACCGGGAGUUGAUGAAUGGGGAUCAAUGAGUGGGGCAAAGAGUAAAUGAUGCUACAUAACAACUUCACUAUAGGGUCGAAAUAUGAUAAAUAGGAAUGAAUAUUUGUUUACAAAUAAACUCACCGAUAUCUUUCCUCAGUUUCCUUCAAGUAUGCUGGGUAAAAUGUAUCCGCUCCCAGUUGCAAUCCUCAACUCAACAACAUUGACAAGAGAAUAAAUCUUGCCUUUAUUUAUGCCUUACAAAUACAUCUUAGAAUUAUAACUAUUAUAUAAGAUUUAAUUAAACCCUUUCCACCUGUCUUUGAUGAACAGGAAGUUUCAAUUUUGUCACUACAACUGCUUAUAAACAUGCUCUUUGAUGGUAAAGGAAUCUGCAAAUAAGCUGUCAAGAUUGAUUGAUGAGUAAGGAAGCCUGAAUUAAGUCCAGGCCUUGUUUCUGUACCCAAACUCAGCAGGUGUUCAGAUGCUUGCUAAGGCUGGCCCAAAUUAAUUGUCCGUUUGCAGUAACCCUACCAAAGGUAUUCAUACAGGGUAAGUGGGUUUUUCUUAAUUUUCAGUGAUUUUAGCAAAACCAUAGAAAAACUCCAAGAUGCUAAAGAAAAUUACUAAAAUGCCAAUAAAUUCUUUUGGGUAUGCAUGAUUUUGGUGGGUCGGUCGGCUUGACGGCAAACAAAAAACGAAAUUGGGCCAGCCUAAUAAUGGGCCUGGCAGACAUUGUCAGAGGAAGGAUUGGGGUAAUGGGAUUGGGGGCGCAUCCCUUCAAAAAGAACUUCUUUGUUCCCUCUCGGUGCAAACUCUGUGGAGAACACUGACCGUUCAGAAUAUGCAUCACAAACAGAACGUCCACAUUUUUGUAGCAAAACGUGUGGGAUACACGGACAGGGUUACCAUCAGAUAUAAAGUUGUCACCCCUCUGUUGAAUAGUAUGGAGAACCCCCAAAAUUAGCAUCACAACAAACAUCCCCCCCGUUGCAUGGUGUGGAGAACACUGACAAGGCUAAAAGCACAUUGAAAAGAAUUGCUGCCCCAUCGCACUUCCAUCACAAGGUAAAUGUAUUAAAGCGUCACCUAUCGGAGGAAAUCGCAUGGUUUCCCUCUAACAUUAACUCCCAGUGACAGACCCCUUUAAGCGAUAUGCAUCACAAGGUAAAUGUGGUCAAGCGCCACCUAUCGAAGGACGUCUACAGCAUUGUUUCCCUUUAAUUUCCAAACAUUAACGACUGACAUUUCCGAAGCACCACCUAAAUCAUGUUGAGAUGGCCCCCCUGGAACUUGGAACUUCAUGGAACUUGGAACUCUGAUUAGGGACUCCCGACUCGAAUAGCCGCCAACAUAGCCGCCAACAAGAAUAUGCUGGCGGUAUACAAGUAUACAAAUGCGUUUUACCGGCGAUGUGUGUUAAUCCCGAAGGAUAUUUAUGCACAACGCCGAUAGAAAGGCAUUACGGACCUGGACUUGUUCGAUUUGAUUUUCACAUGAAUACAGUCAUGUACAUUCUAAAUAAAGGUGAUUGGUGAGUUUAGAAAAGUGACGUUCA